Saccoglossus kowalevskii is the source of this 789-nucleotide messenger RNA. Its product is annotated as carbohydrate sulfotransferase 11-like. Gene Ontology annotation, biological process: carbohydrate biosynthetic process. The record is from RefSeq and is a predicted model, not a curated record. Gene Ontology annotation, molecular function: sulfotransferase activity. Gene Ontology annotation, cellular component: membrane. NCBI's taxonomy places the organism in Eukaryota, Metazoa, Hemichordata, Enteropneusta, Harrimaniidae.
AUGGACAGAAUACAGAAACAACGUAAGGACCUUCUUCAAGAUAUUUGCGCAGAUAUGAAAUCGGAUAACAGAUACUAUCAUCAAACCAAAAAAGAGACUAAGUUGAUCUUCAAUGACGAUUAUAAUAUCCUAUACUGUUAUAUUGCCAAAGUUGGUUGCACUAAUUGGAAACGCAUAUUUAUAGUUUUAUCAGGGGUUCAAAAUAGUACACUUAGUAUUCCCCACACUGUAGCGCAUACUCAUAAUCAUUCAACUAUUUCGCGAACAGGACAUAGAAUGCAAAACUACACUUCAUUUUUAUUUGUUCGUCACCCUUUUCAGCGACUAUUGUCUGCAUACAGAAAUAAAUUUGAAAUACCAGACGAGCAUCAAUUUGAAAAGACGUUAGGGCGACGCAUUAUAUCUCUUUAUCGCUCUAAUACAACUGAUAAGAAACAUGUAAUGUUUUCCGAAUUUGUUCGUUUUCUGUUAAAUUCUAAAAGCAAGUCUAGUUUCAACAGUCACUGGGAUUUCCAGCAUAAAAUAUGUGCAGUGUGCGAACGUUCGUACGAUUUCAUUGGUCACUUCGAAAAUAUUGUAGAAGAAUCAAAUUAUCUUCUUCGUUCCAUUGGCGUUACUAAUUUAUCCUUCCCAGAUGCGUUCAGUACUCAUGCAACUAACAGUUCUGAUGAAAAUAUCUAUUUAAAAUACUUCUCACAAAUUCCACCAGAUGACAUAAUUAAACUAUAUGAAUUAUAUAAAUGGGACUUUAAAUUGUUUGGAUAUCCUUUUCCACAAGAACUAUUUUAA